Anarrhichthys ocellatus (wolf-eel) is the source of this 1404-nucleotide messenger RNA. Its product is annotated as U3 small nucleolar RNA-associated protein 4 homolog. The record is from RefSeq and is a predicted model, not a curated record. Bases 630 to 1259 code for a protein of 209 amino acids. Gene Ontology annotation, molecular function: RNA binding; protein binding. NCBI's taxonomy places the organism in Eukaryota, Metazoa, Chordata, Actinopteri, Perciformes, Anarhichadidae. Gene Ontology annotation, biological process: maturation of SSU-rRNA from tricistronic rRNA transcript (SSU-rRNA, 5.8S rRNA, LSU-rRNA). The transcript is spliced from 5 exons. Gene Ontology annotation, cellular component: 90S preribosome; small-subunit processome; t-UTP complex.
GUGUGUAUAUAAAAAAUUUCAUUGACAUGAGUCAGGCUCCUGAUAUAGUAGGUAGAAUCAUGUUUUGAUCAGAUUAUCUCUUUUGAUUUUGUAAUCACCUCAAAAAUAACAGAAAUAAUGUGAUGUAAAUUUAGGUCAUAUCGCCCACCCACUGACUUCAUAAGCUUAUUAUGACAAUUUCAUACAAAUGUCUAAUAGUAUAAAAUGAUGAAGUGAUGACCUUUUGGACAGACAUGGAUGUAGACCGACAUGAAGGGCAUACUGAAGAUAAAACGGGCUCUUACGUUAAGUUAUAUUCAGUAAUUCUUGAAGAAAUCAAAUUUUCUUUUCAUGACAGCACUGUACCUUUAAUUAGUGACUGAUUUACUACAACACCUCGGUAGAAUCUAGUCGGACCAGGUCUGACUGAAUACUUGUAGGUUUCUUUAAAGACCGUUCAGUGUUGUCAUCGACAUUCAUACACAUGGCCAAUAUUCAAGAAAAUGUGUUUGUUUCAUCUUUAUGAGAUGUUGAAUCUUGCUUCAGAUGUUGAAGAGAACAAAACCAACUUUGUGAAAACUACAUUCAUGACACAAAGUGAACUCGCGCUAGCAGCCUGCAGCUUCUGCUUCAGUGUGUAACAAGUGCUUAUGUGGCCUCCAGGCUCCAGACAGCCAGUCCACCUGCUGUUUGCCAGUGAGGAUGGCAAAUGGCUCGCUACAGCAAACGCCGACUGUGAGAUCCACGUCUACAGCCUCGACAAGCUAACGCUUCAUUGCACAGUUCCAGUGUACAGCUCGUGUCCCACUGCCAUAGCCAUCAACCCAACAACCAGCAACCUGGUGGUGGUGCAUGCUGACCAGCAGAUCUUUGAGUACUCUCUGGUGCAGAAGGAGUACACAGCGUGGAGUCGCAGGCUGCAGAAACAAGGACUGCACUCUCUGUGGUUGGAGAGGGACACCCCCAUCACCCAUGUCGCCUUCAAUCCCAAAAAUCCAGCUCACAUCAUUCUGCACGACAUGUUCAUGUUCUGCAUCAUCGACCAGAGUCUGCCCCUCCCUGAAGCUAAGAAUGUGCUCUACAACCAGAUGACACUGAGGAGUCUUCCUGAGCCAGAGAGGAUCAUACACAGCCACGCCUUCAAGAUAUGCAAGAACUUCCAGCACCUCAUGUGUGUGAGCUUGCUGGAGGACCAUUCUCUGGUUGUAGUGGAGCGCCCCCUGCUGGACAUCAUGUCUCAGCUGCCUGCACCAGUCCGCCAGAAGAAGUUUGCUACAUAAAGAAGUGAAGGUGUCUCAGCUCAGAGGCUCAGAGGAUCAUGGAUCCCUGCAGCUCCACAGCACAAAACCAUUUACAAUGAAAGUGUUCAUGCGUCACCACUUUGUAGAAAUUGCUUUGAAAAAGUAAUAAAUGGAACAAUUUACA